Molecule: messenger RNA, 1146 nt
Organism: Strongyloides ratti
Lineage: Eukaryota; Metazoa; Nematoda; Chromadorea; Rhabditida; Strongyloididae
Product: Astacin-like metalloendopeptidase
Exons: 2
Coding region: 1-1146 (381 amino acids)
Biological process (GO): proteolysis
Molecular function (GO): zinc ion binding; metalloendopeptidase activity
Source: RefSeq, a predicted model, not a curated record
AUGCAUAGAAAAACAAUUAAAAGAAUGGAUCAAAUAAAUAAGAAGAAAUUAAAUAAAAAUUUUAAAAAUACAUCAUUGAUCACUUAUCAUUUAGAGCGUAAUAAAAGAGGAAUUUUUAAAAAAAUGCCUUAUGAAUGGACAUUUCCUAUAUUAUAUAAAGUAGAGUAUCCUGUUGAUAGUAAAAUUAUUGACAAUGCAAUUAAUUUUAUUCAAAAUGAAACUUGUAUUAAAUUUAAAAAAGUUGAAAAUCUUAACGGAACUGGAAUAUAUUAUAUAAGAGGAAAUGGAUGUUUUUCUGUUGUUGGAAAAAAUUCAGAAACACAAUCACAAAAUAUUACAAUAGCAAAGUAUUGUGAACGUAUUGGUAUUGUUGAACAUGAAACAAGUCAUGCUUUAGGAUUGUUACAUGAACAUAACAGAGAAGAUAGAGGAAAAUACAUUGAUAUUAAUUAUAAUAAUAUUGUUAAUGAUUUUUUAUUAGAUUUUCAAAAAUUUAAUAAUACAAUAUCAGAAAAUUUUAAUUUAAAAUAUGAUUAUGGUUCAGUUUUACAUUAUCAAAGUUUUGCUGGUUCAAAAAAUAAGAAUAAAUCAAUUGAUUCAAAAGAUUAUAUUUAUUCAAAAACAAUAGGCCAAAGAACACAACUUAGUUUUAAUGAUAUUAAACUUUUAAAUUUUUAUUAUUGUAAUUCUAUUUGCAAAAAUAAUUUAAAAUGUUUACAUAAUGGAUAUCCUGAUUCUAAUAAUUGUAAUAUAUGUAAAUGUCCACGAUUUUUUGACGGAAAAAAUUGUUAUAAAUUAAAAAAAUCUGACUUUUCUUGUAAAAAACAAGAGAUGGAAGCUAAAUAUUAUAUUAAAACACUUAAAGUAUAUGGAAAGAAAAAUUGUUACUUUAAAAUAUAUACUGAAAAUGGUUUUAAAAUUAAAAUAAAUAUUAAAAAAAUAUUAUUAAAUCAUCUUGAUAUAUGUGAACCAGAUAAAAGUAUUGAAAUAAAUUAUUUAAUAGAUAAAUCAGUUUCUGGUGCAAUGUUUUGUGGUCUUACAAAAAAUAUAAUAAUUAAAAGUGAAGGUAUAGAUGUUGUUAUACAUUAUAUUGGUUCUAAAUCAGAAGAUUUAAUGGAAUUAGAAUAUCAAAAAAUUAGAAUUUAA